AAUUUCACAAAAAAUGUUUCUGUUCAUUGCAUUGAUGAUAGUUCUUGGUUCAUUCUUGCAAAAUUCAUAUGUGGGUAAGUCUCAGAUUAGUAGUAACUAGUAGUCUUCGUUAGCCAAACGAACAUACUGCAUUACUAGUAAUAUUUGUUAGAGAUUAGAUGGUGGUUGGAGGUAGUCAACAGGAAACCCUGGACCCGGGUUUCGUGCUACUUGGCACUCGUCAGCAACGUGUACCUGUAAUAUUUGUUAGAGAAAGAAAUAAUAAAGUGAAUAUGAAUAAUUUCGAAUUAGCUCUGAACAUUUUAUUUUCAUUAUCACAAAAUGUAAACAGGUCCAUCUUGAUAAGUUCAGUGAUAAAACUGUCCACUAUAUCAGGAUUUCUUAACCAUCUACACAUAUCGUAUGUCAAUUCUCAUGAAUACAUUACUUUUCCUUUACGAGAAUACAGAACUACAAUCGAACAACAUAAAUAUUGUCAUAUCUUUAGUAUGCAGAAAAGUGAAAAUCGGCCAUAAAUAUGCAAAGAGUAGUAGAAUCUAACGUAUUUGUAUUAGUAAAAGAUGAAUAGCUAUAGAAUGUGAAGUUAAAUUAUCACCAUAAAACAGUUUGAAUAAAUAACCUACAAGUAUUAUUCUAAAAAUUAUUUUUAGAGGUCCAUGGGUAAGUAGUUCAUCUCAGUUGAAUUCUGAAAUAACUACCAUUUACGUGUGUAUUAACUGUAAGCUUGAAUUUACUCUUAGAUGAUAUAUUAUAUGUAACUAAGUAUAAUCAGUAGUAUAUUGAGCUAUUUAAGAUAAAAGAAGUAUUUAAAACAGCUAGUUUUUUAAAAGGUGAUAUUUUACCUCUAUUCAUAAACACUAAUGGUUUUUGCCGCCUUUCUAAUCAUUCGAAUGGUUUAGUUGUGAAAUCUUUUCGCGAAUACGUUUUAUAAUAAUCAAACGUUGACUAACAAUUUCCCUUUUUUAUUGUUGUUGCAUUCCGACAAGAGGGUAAGUGAAUUAUUGCAAUAUAUAAUUAUUUUAAAAUACUGGUUCAAUAGCAAGUUUUAUUUUAACUCACAAAAUAUUCAUUGAAUAUAAAUACUACCGGUGCCACCGAAUUUGGAAUAGAUCACAUAUAAUCUGAUCUGUCUUUCAUCAUCAUAUAUAAAUAUAUAUACUUGUAUGACACACAAGUUGUGUUAUUUAUUAUAAAGUAAUCGGAUCAUGUUUGCAUCUUUUUUGAUCCUAAAUAUCAUUGUGAUUUGUUGAAGAUAUACACACCCAAUAUUUAUGCAUUAGCAAUCACUAUAUUGACUAUCUUUGUCUCCCUUUCUGUCAUUCCAACGGUUUACUUGUUAAAUCAUUUUCACAAACACGUUGCUUAACAUUGAAAUAUUAACCAACAAUUUCUCUUUUCAAUAUUGUUGAUUUUACAGGUCGUCGUAAGUGAAUUAUUGCAAUAUAGAAUUAUUGUACAAGACUAAUUCAUUAACAAGUAAUGUUUUAACUCUACUGAUAAGCUUCCGUAUAUUCCUUGAAAUCAUUUCUCAUGAAACAGUCAUUAUUGAGUCACACAGAAUUUAUCACAGGAUGAAGCUAUGAUUUGCUUACCAAUAGAGAAAGUUCCAAAGUACAGUAAUUGUCAAAGGAAUGACAGGUUUCACUGAACAGAUAAGAUGACAGUAUUUUCAUUUUCAUAAUUAUGAUUAUCCUCAGUAGGUCAUCCGUAAACUGGUUUAUUUUAGUAUUUUGAACUGCAUUAAUAAAGAAACUCAUUUAUACAUCGCAUGCGUAAUAAACUAUGUGUAAAAUCCAUCUCAAAAUAUCCAUUGAAAAUAAAUAAUACCGGCAAAACCAAAUUAGGAAUAGAUCACAUCUAAUCCGAUCUACCUUCGAUCAAUCUACACGAAUAUAUAUAUUUGUAUUUGAAUGUCACACAAAAUAUGCUAUUUUGUAUGAGAUAAUUAUAUUAUAUUUCUGUUUAGUGUUAGUUUACGAAAUAAGAUUGAAUAUUUGACUUGAAACUUAUUUUGAAAUUCAUUCGUCUAAUCUUAUUUUCCGUCAGUUGUGUGAAUUACUAAUGCCUUUCUUCUGAAACUUCAUACAAUUUCUGUAUAAAUGUUCAGCUGUGACUGAGUGUUCAAGAAUCUGUCAAAGAAUUGUUUCUGGAAUCAUGAUAAUAUAUAUGCCCUUCGUAAGUAUACAGUAUUAAGAUGAAUGAUAAAUGCUGAAUUUAUGACCAACUUUCACUUAAAGAUCGUUAAAUGAGUUCUCCAAAUUAGGAAGGGAAAAAUAAUAUUGGAGGAAUUGAAUUUGGAAAAAUUGUGUCGCUUUUAUUGUAGCCUACACUCUAACGUUAAAAAGUUUCUUUAAAAUUACUCAUCAUCAAUUGUGGAUUCGUCACAAAAUUUCCUUCAAUUAUCCACUUCAGACCAAAAUCACUUUUCGAAUUACACUAAUAUUCACAAUCUUUCAUGACUGAAGAAUUUAGUAUCUCGUUUUUGAGUUGGCUGUUUGUAUCUGCCAUCAACAUAAAUUCAUAAUUUGUUUCUUAAUUAACAAAACAAAUAUUAUUUUCUAGAGGAUUGUCAGUGGGAGCCACGUGAGUAUUUUGAAGUUUCUAAUAUGGUUCCUUGUACAUUGACUAUUAUAUGCAUAUAGAAGGGUAAUAGCAUUAAUAAUUCGACAGAUAUGUAUAAUCUGAAACAUAAUUAAAUUACGGCUAUAUCUAUUUCUGAAUUGGAUAUGCAAAGAUUUCAUAUGUAAAUAUGGAUUGGUCGAACUCAGUUUACCAUAUCACAUUUGAUGAUAAGAAGAAAGACCCUGCAUAACAUAAUCUGUAAACAUUAAAAACGUUUUAGGUUGUUAAUGUUUUAAUAAAUUACAAGUUUGUAUAAAACAUAAAAUUACCAAAACAAGCUCGAAUAAUACCGUUGGACAUCAAUGGUGUGAUUUAUUUUGGAUUGUUUAGUCACUUCAUAAGUGAAUACAUUUUUACUGUGAUUAGUCACUAUGACUGCGAUUUUAUUAUCAAUAACAUUUAUUAUUUAUUUUAGUCAAAGACUAUUUGAACAAGUGGUACGUUUGUAUAGUAGAAUUUUAUUGUGUUAAUUUAAAUCAUGAAACGCUUUUGUACAAAAACUCUCAAAGUUAUAACUGACUAAAUACGAGAACACAAUAUUUCACUACCAUUGUAAAACAUUCAUUUUACUCAUUUGCUUCUAAGUACAUUUCAGAAUUGAUUUUAAUCCUUUAUCACUAAGCAAUUUAUUGAAAGGAUAGAUGUCAAUCAAUCGAAAUGUUGUCUGACACGAUUUAGGUAAAUUUAAUCUACACUGAAUAAGAAACGGUUAACUGGAAAUUUUAUUCAAAUAAAUUGGGGAAAACAAGUAGCUUAUUAUGGAGGAAAUUGUAGUUGUGAGAAUCUUGAUUAGGAAGGCAUUUCACUCGAUCGUCUGAUUUAAGCGUUUUCAAGGGAAAUGAGUGAGGAACCAAACCGUCUAUCUUGAAUAAAAAGUUCAUAAACUAUUCAUGCAUUAGACAAACCAUCCAGAUCAAAUUCUAAUGUUAAGAAAUAACAAUUUUAUGAUACUUGAUUAUUUUCAUUGAAAAGCUUAAAUCAGACUACUGAAUGAAAUGUUCAUUCAUUGAGUGUUUUACAAAUAUAAUUUUCUCCUUAAUGUCUUACAUGAACUCAACGACCAAAUACUGUGAAUCUAUUAGUUUGAAUUUAGACGAACGUUCGUAUACGAGUUACACACUGUCUCGUUUAUAUAUAUUUUAUUUCCUGUUCAGCAUAAUACAUCAGUAGAACUAGCGAAAGAUGUAUGUUCUAUGCCAUUUUAUACAAUUAAUCUUGUUUUACAUUGUUUCGAAAUACACUUUAUGUCAAUAUGUCGAGAUAAAUAUCCUCUCAUAUUGCAAAUUGUUAUACGUUUAAUAUUCUGUAUUAUUUGCUGCAAACUCACACGUAGAACAUUUCAUGACAACGAUCCUGGUACACAUCACUAUUGCUGAACACCUAAUUUCGCCUGAGUAUUCUAUGCAAUAUUGAAACUGCUUAAAAGUAGUUUUCCAUCUUGUCUAACAUGUGAACAUUUAACUUGUGAUUAGGCAGCUAAAUCCUUUUCAGUAGUAUCAGAUGUUCAGAAAACGUGGUUUUACAAAAUAUCCAUAGAUACUUAUUACUGAUGGUUGAAAUCAAAACUUUUAGUAUAAUUUUGAACUGUAAAGAGUCAUUAAUCAUAACAAAUAACCGAGUAAAAUUGAAAAAAUAGGAAAGUAAUUCAAUAAAUAAUAAGACGAAAAAUAGUUCAAAUAGAGACGACCAGUAAACAUGGCGUCGUUGACUGCUUAUCCAAAAUCAUAGUUCUUAAUAAAAUGAAGAGCAGAUGAGUUUUAUAAUUAGUGCCUUAAGCGAAAUCUAAUAUUCAAAAGUGCAGUUAUAUUUGUGAUCUGCAUUUAGUAAAAUUUAUCAACUAAAGAGAUUCUAACGUUCAUCUGGAUUCAAUUGAACGGAGUUCCCAUUGCUAAUCGAUUUUAAUUAGUUUAACUUAAAGUUUCAGUUUUGACAAUGUCUACAUUUGCAAUAUAAAACUUACUAUUUCUAUUACAGAAAGUUAAUAAAACCGAGGUAAAUUGAAUGUCAAGUUAUUUUAACAUUUUGAUAAGGUUCUCACAGACACUUUUACAAUGAUAUAUGAAUACAUGCAUGGAAAACAAGCUGUUAUUUAUGUUUAAUUUUCCACCAGUAACUGUUAUAUUCAGUCACCAAACAAGUCCAACAGGGCUUCUGAAGAAAUUAUCCAUGGUGUAUAAAUCUACGAAAACGUGAUGUGCGAAUACAUUCUUUGCAAAUUCAAAAGAUACUUAAUCGAUAAGAAAUGUGUCUUAUCAAGUUGAAUAGUUGAAUUCAUUUUGUUAAAUAGUUUCUAAUUUUGUUGAAAAGCAGGGCGGCCUGCUUGAGCAUCUGGGCUACCUGUUCCUGCCAUCUAGAUAUUUCAACAAGUUAUCUAUUUUCGUUUGUUUUAAUAUAUCAUUAUGUUUAUUAAUCACAUGACCUAUUCUGCUGCGUUUCUGAAAAGUGUACAACCUUUCGUUGUCAAAGUUACAAAAAACUCAAUAAAAGCCAAUGUGGUUGCUGGCAAUAUACAGUGAAAAGAAUGCACAUUAUUCAGAUGUUCAUUUACUGAACUGCUAACAUCUAACUGGCGACCACUCAAUAUUUAUCGCCAGGACCGACCAAGAAGAAAGAAACGGAAACUUGUUGAAAUACUUUGCGCUGAGAAUUCUAUAUUGUACCAAUAAUAUAAUAUUGAAUAAAGCUGAUAAUAAUAAUAAUAAUAAUUUGAAAAUGUACUUUUACAAUAUUUUAUUUAUCACAAGAUGGAAGUAAGUUGUUGAUUUAUAAUGACUAUUGAAUCUCCUCAUGCUUUUGUUCAAACCCACUAACGAAAUGAUCUUGUGUUUGGUUUGAGCAAAUACAAUGACUGCUAAUAAGAGUUGAAUAUCCAAAGACUAACCACUGGUUUUAACACUGGAAAAGAAAACAUUGUAUAACAUUGUAUAGCACGUUCCCAAAACUCGCUUAUUCCAAUGACCAAAAUCUUUGAUGUAUAUCAAAUGAUAAACUAGCGUUAAGCGGUCAAGUCCUAUGAUAGUACUUGAAAAUCUCACCAGAUGUUUUGUUGUUCGUUUACUCAAAAAGAUAGUUGUUUCCUCCUGAGAUUAGUUUCCGUUUAAUAUCAGUAUAAUUUACAUAUAUUUUGUGGGAUUUUUGAAUCAUUCAUGGUCAAAGUUCUGGAUACUUGUAUUUGAUAGGAUUUUCAGAAAAAAAAUAUCAUUUCGAUAUGUUGUGCAGAUUACUGAAGAAUUCCAACAGACGAAGAAUUAUAGAUCCCCAAACUGGAGAACGUUGGUUCUAUCAUUACUAAGUUAGUUAUAGAAAUAACGUCGAAGUAGUUUUAUUGCUAUUCAAUCGUCGAAAUAUUUUGUUCAGCCGAAUGUGAAUAUGUAAUUAAAUUUCAUUCUCCUAACAAAAAUCUAGUCCCAAUACUUUAUGUGUACUUUCAUGAAAAUUGGAGUAUCUUCAACAAACAGCCUUUAAAAUACCCUUUAAUUCUCCACUGAAUCACAUUUUUCCAAUGUUUAUAAACAUAAUCAAGUUGUUGUACAUUAUUUUUUCAUUGUGUUCAGAUUAGAGGAAGGCGUUGAUUAACAGUUUGCAAACAAUCAUUUGAUUAUACAGAAUAACUUUUCGUUGUUUGACCUUACCUUCAACAAAAUGAGAACUAAAAUUCAUAUUGAAUCAUUUCACUUUUAAAAUGAUUUUAUAUUAAAUAUUUUGUGAUAUUAA
Schistosoma haematobium is the source of this 6336-nucleotide messenger RNA. RefSeq lists its product as uncharacterized. Lineage: Eukaryota; Metazoa; Platyhelminthes; Trematoda; Strigeidida; Schistosomatidae. The record is from RefSeq and is a predicted model, not a curated record. The transcript has a single exon. The coding region runs from base 159 to 515 and encodes 118 amino acids.